CUCCUCCUCUCCCUUCCCUCCUACCGCCUAGAUAAGCGCCUUCACCGCGCCGCUCCAGGCAGAGUCCCAUUCACCGCGCUCGGCGCUGCGCACCCCGCCGUGCCCGGGGCCUUUACGGAGCCGUGCCCGGGGCCUUUACGGAGCCGUGCCCGGGGACCUUGACUGAGCCGUGCCCGGGGACCUUGACCGAGCCGUCCCCGGUGCCGCGCUCACCCGCGGGGCCGCCGCUCCCCGCUCCGCUCCCUGCCGCGCAAGAUGCGGCCGGUGCUGCGCUGCGCGCCCCGACGGCGCUGCCCCUCGCCGCUGCUGGUGCUGCUGGUGCUGGUCACGGAAGUUUCUUUGGGAACGGCUGCAUUGGCACUGAAUAGGAGGGACAAGUUGGAUCUGUUGGACCCAAGCAGGGGAGAGGAAGAGUUUUACCUAGUCCAAAACAGCAAUAUCUAUUGCAGGAAAUGCGCUGCGGGCACCUAUGUUGAAGACCACUGUAAAGAGCAAAACGGCUUCAGCAAGUGUUUGCCCUGUAAAGACAAUGAAUACAUCGAAUACCCCAAUGACCUGCACAACUGCUUUGGCUGCCGGACGUGUCGGGAAGAUGAGGUGGAGCUGAGUCCCUGCCGAGCCAUCCGGGACACACAAUGCGCCUGCAGGAACGGCACCUUCUGCUCCCCGGAGCACCCCUGCGAGAUGUGCCAGAAGUGCCGGCCCCGGUGUCCCAAGGGCGAGGUGGAGCUGGCUCCCUGCACGCCGCUCAGCGACCGCCGCUGCGGGCCUCCCGCCACCACCUUCUCCGGCCUCUCUACCGGCUUGGCCGUGGUCAUCUCACUGGCAGCACUUCUGGUCCUCGUGGUGCUCCUCUGCCUCUGGAAGCACUACUGCUGCCAUUCCACAGGGGACAGGAGAGACCUGAGCAGGAAGUCCUGCAGCGUGGUGGACUACCUGGUGCAGCAUCUGAUGAGGUUCCGGAGCAGGGGCCUGGGGACACAGGACAACAUGCGCAACGAGCAGUUCUCCCGGGAUCAGCUGCUCUCCGGGACACCAGGAGAGGUGACUCCCAGUGCUCCAGGACCAGAGGUGACAGCGCUGGGGACCUCGCAGCCCAGUGUGAAACCCAGGAAGAAACUGGUUCCAGUGCAAGGAGCAGAGCCUUAUGCCCGUUUGCGAAGCAGUUUUUACACCUUUGCCCAAAAGGUGCCCCACGACCACUGGAAGAGGUUCGGCCGAGCCCUGAAUCUGCUGGAGAAUGACAUUGCCCUCGCAGAGAAGGAGGGUGGGCUGGAGAUGUUAAUCGAGAUGCUCAAGAAGUGGCAGGAGAAAGGAACAAUCGACACCUCUGUGAACACACUGCUGGACAUCCUGCACCAGAUCAAUCUCGGAGGGGUUGCAGAGGACAUCUCCUCCCAGCUGGUCAAGGAGGGAUCUUUCCAGUAUGAAGUGAGCUGAAGAGCAGGGCAAGCCCUGCAUCUCCCUGCUUCAAGCUGAGGCCACAAAUACCUCUAAGAACACUUGAAUUUUAUCUUCUGAUAGCUCUGCUGUGACUCCUCAGUAGCCAUUGCACAGUUGGAGCCAGGAGGAGUUGAUCCUCUCAUGAAAUGCAAACCUCAUGGUCCUCUCUGCUGAAGCUAUGGGCUCAAUGUUGGUGCUUCCUUAUGAAAUCCAAGCUGGUGCUUGGAUUUCACUGGGUCAAUGCAAAGAGCCUAAAACUACUGCAAGCUGCCUCUGGGAUGGUCUCACUUGGGAGCUCUGGUACUAUAUGGAUGUCUUCAGGACCAGUGCAUAGAGGGCCUUUGCAGGAUGUGGGCAUCCCUGUGGCUUUUAACUGGAUCAUCUUUUUUGGAGGGGUUCCUGGCGUCAUGCAAUGGCUUCUGCUUGUAGGACAUUUCUAAGCUGGCCAGCAAGCUCAAUACUGUAUGCAGAGUGGGCAAGCAUUAACUGGGUUCUGGGGUUACCUUCUCAAAGCUGUUGAGUGAAUGCAUGUAGGUGAUAGCGGUUCUGCUUGCUGCUAGGAAUCAGCUUGAAACUGGACUUUGAGGGGAGAGUGGGAAUGGUUUACAAUGGUGAUCACUGGGGUUGCAGGGAGCGAGUGAGCUCCUCGGAGCAGGAUGGGCAACAUGGGCAGCAAACUAUUGCUGUGCCAGAAACCUCCUUCUCCAUGGCCUUGGUCAAGCGGGUUAGUUCCCCUUCCCUUGGCCACGGCAUGGCUUUGCUGUCCCUGUCUCAGCCAGCUUGGAAAGAUGAAUGCACUGAGGUCUGAGCACGACUGUGGGUACCUGCCAUCCAUCCUCCAGCUCGACGGGCUGCUCCUCGCUGUGCCUCUUGCUCUGGCUCUCACACAUCGCUCAGGGACAACUUGGCUGGAAAACACAACUGCUGCAUUACUUGAGCUGGGGGUGUGCUGCCCUCCCAGCACAACCCAGCCCACCAGGACCUUCCUUCCCCAGUGUGCUGGGAGAGUGCGAGGGGCAUCACCAACCCCUCUCUGGCACCUCUCCCGCUGCUGCCCAUUCUCCCCAACACUUAAACUCCCCCAGCGAUAAAGCACAAGCAGCAAGGUUGUAUUUACGUAUUUAUUUAGUAAUGUAAACCUGUACAGAUCUUAACUUAAAAGCGAAUAUAAAAAUAGUGUUGUUUCUUUAUGCAUGGGUGUGUUUUUAUACAGAGCUCUGGCCCAGCCAGUUUCUUAUUUCCAGUUUUUACACGUCUCUUUAUGAAGGAAGAAUAAACAUUUAAAAAAGCC
Strigops habroptila (Kakapo) is the source of this 2734-nucleotide messenger RNA. RefSeq names its product tumor necrosis factor receptor superfamily member 10B-like. Gene Ontology annotation, molecular function: protein binding. The transcript has 10 exons. Lineage: Eukaryota; Metazoa; Chordata; Aves; Psittaciformes; Psittacidae. Bases 256 to 1440 code for a protein of 394 amino acids. The record is from RefSeq and is a predicted model, not a curated record. Gene Ontology annotation, cellular component: plasma membrane; cell surface. Gene Ontology annotation, biological process: TRAIL-activated apoptotic signaling pathway; positive regulation of apoptotic process.